Messenger RNA from Cladophialophora immunda, 367 nucleotides. RefSeq lists its product as uncharacterized. The annotation marks the transcript as partial. Lineage: Eukaryota; Fungi; Ascomycota; Eurotiomycetes; Chaetothyriales; Herpotrichiellaceae. The transcript has a single exon. The record is from RefSeq and is a predicted model, not a curated record.
AAAAGAAACUCCAAUCUGCAAGAGACAACCUAAAGCAGGUAUCUGGAUCUGAAGAAAUGAGAAGACUCCGUGAUGGCUCUGAACUGCAGUGCGCCGACUUAGUUAUGGUUAGGGCUGGAGCUAGGCGAAGGGCGGCGCAGCUCGAUGUCAAGAGAUGGGAAGUGUUUGUGAAGUGGAUCGACGACCAAUAUUCCGCCAUCGCGGCCGAGUGCGGGUACAUUGACAAUGACAGCAGGAACAAUGUGACCCACCAGUUUGGGGGUAAUGGCCAUUGGCCAGAAGCAGACACUGCGUGCUCGGCCGCAUCGGCGAAAAGGUGCAGAGACCAAGUCUGUUUGGGAGUAUAGUAUCGACCAGGAAAUGCACC